Molecule: messenger RNA, 864 nt
Organism: Entrophospora candida
Lineage: Eukaryota; Fungi; Glomeromycota; Glomeromycetes; Entrophosporales; Entrophosporaceae
Source: the annotation of a GenBank genome assembly
AUGCAAUUUACGUUACAGGAGCAGAUAGUCGAAUUGGUUAGUUCUUCUAUAGUAGAUAGUCUUGUAGAAAUGCAAAAUCUUCACCUACAUUUACAAAAAAUAUCAGUAUAUGCUGGGAUAAGUCAUCAAACAAUUCAAUCUUCUACUAUAUUAGAGAAGAAAGGGACCAUUGCAGUAGAGGUUGAUCCAGUAAAUAAACCAGAAGUCGUAAUACAUGCUUUAAAUAAUGUGUCCAAAUUAUUAUUGUUGGUUGAUCCACUUGGUGGUGAAAUCACUUGUAAUGAUGCAUUUACAUUUGCAAAAGGCUAUAUAAAUGCUGCAAAAGAAGCAAACGUUGAACAUAUUGAAACUUUUCAACCGUCACAAAUCACAAUAUUAAGAUACCCUGGUGUAUUGCAUCAACAUUUAUUAUAUUUUGCCAAAUAUAUUAUUGAACAAUCAACAAUCCCACUGAUAGACAAUCCACAAAUGACUUUUGAAUGUUGUGAUAUCAACGAUGUUGCUAGAUCAUGCUGUCACAUACUUUACUGUCCUACACAAAGGCAUGGAGGGAAGGAAUACAAAAUAACUGGCCCAAACUUACUCACUAUUGAUGAAAUUGGAUCAAAAGCAUCAUUAGGUCUUGGUUGUGAUAUUAAGAUAAAAUUAAUGCCUGUCAAUCAAUUAAGGCAAGUAUUAAUGGACUUGACUGCUGAUGACAAACUAGCUGCUUAUUUGUUGGAAUUAUGGGGUUUGCAAGGUUAUUUGGGAAUUUCUCGUAAAUUACAAGUAACAAGAGAUCUUGAACUUAUAACAGGUGGUAGUGGUUCAAACCUAAGAGAAUUCUUUGAAAACAAUAAAAUUGCAUUCAACCAACAAGAAUAG